This is a messenger RNA of Elgaria multicarinata webbii, 1424 nucleotides long. RefSeq names its product DnaJ heat shock protein family (Hsp40) member C28 (gene DNAJC28). The transcript has 3 exons. The coding region runs from base 150 to 1301 and encodes 383 amino acids. The record is from RefSeq and is a predicted model, not a curated record. Lineage: Eukaryota; Metazoa; Chordata; Lepidosauria; Squamata; Anguidae.
GCGGGAUUGUGUUGACAGUCUCCUCCGGUAGCAGUUAGGAAAGGCUAAAAAAAGCCAGUGGAAGAGUUCAUCACAUUCAAGACAUGCAGAAGGACAACAUUUCUUAUAGAAGAAUGGAAGAUUUGCAACUAUAGCUGCACUGAAGAAUUAUGAAGUGGUUUUGUGUGGUGCUGAUGAGAAAAAUACAAUGUCACAUUUGGAUAUGUUCAGCGUUGGUUCCAAGGACAGACAAACCAGUUCCACAUCGCUUUAUCUAUGGCUGUAGACUGCUGUCAGAUUGUAAGUGUAAGAACAUUAAAGACUCUUACAGGCUGCUUCAACUUCAGAAAGGCUGUUCGCUGGAUGAUGUCAGAAAUUCAUACCGAGAUCUUGCCAAGAAAUAUCACCCAGACAGUGGAUCGCCUAAAGCAGAUUCUGCAACUUUUGUGCAAAUUGAAGAAGCCUAUAGAGUUGUACUUAAUGAUGUAGCCAAGAAUAUUAAAUUAAGAGAAAAGGAAGAUAAUGAUGAGGAAGACAAAUUUAAAUCUAAAACACCACAACACAGACAGUAUUUAAGUUUUGAAGGUAUGGGUUAUGGUACUCCAAGCCAAAGAGAAAGGCAGUAUAUGCAGUUCAGAGUUGAUCGGGCUUCUGAACAGGUCAUGGAAUACCGAAAGCAGAAAAUGGAGCGCCAACUUGCUAUGAGUGAUGCUAUGUUAGUUAAAGAUGUACGGCAGAGUAAGAAAGCAAAAAUUACCCAAGCAAUUGAACGGUUGGUUGAAGACCUCAUUCAGGAAUCUAUGGCAAAAGGAGACUUUGAUAAUCUUGGUGGUAAAGGAAAGCCAUUACAAAAGUUUUCUGACUGUCCACAUGUUGAUCCUAUGACUCACAACCUGAACCGGAUCCUGAUAGACAAUGGAUACCAACCAGAAUGGAUUCUCAUGCAGAAAGAAAUACGGGAAACAAUUGAAAAACUAAGGAAGGAUAUGGUCGCUUCUAGGAAUAAACUAGGUGAUCCAAUGACACCACAAAAAGAGAAACAAUGGGAGGAGGUUUGUGAACAGUUUAUAGAAAAUAUCAAGGCAUUAAACAAAAGAAUUAAUGACUUCAACUUAGUUGUCCCAAUUCUCAGCAGGCAAAUGGUGCAUUUUAACGCAGGCAAAGAAAUUGCACGUGCCCAGGAGAUCUAUGCAACUCAGAUUAAAAAAAAGUCCAGAAAAGACACACAGAAAACAGAAGACGAAAAUGGUAAAGCAUCUGACAUUAAAACCAUUUUUUUUAAAGUGGAUGAAUCUGAUUUUGAAGAAAGGUUAAGCAGAUAGUCACUAUUACACACACUUUAAGAUUCAUAUUACUUCUAGAAGACAUGGAGUUUUUUUUCAGCUUACUGUUAGAAAGUCCCUAUGUGUAAGUAUACGAACAAAUAAACACAUUUCUACCAGCAA